Molecule: messenger RNA, 428 nt
Organism: Staurois parvus
Lineage: Eukaryota; Metazoa; Chordata; Amphibia; Anura; Ranidae
Source: the annotation of a GenBank genome assembly
AUGCGCCCCUGUACCGCCUCCUCAUGCUGCUGCCAGGCCCGUAAUCUGCCAUGGGCCCCUGUACCGACUCCUCAUGCUGCUGCCAGGCCCGUAAUCUGUCAUGGGCCCCUGUACCGCCUCCUCAUGCUGCUGCCAGGUCCAGAGUGUGUCAUGGGUCCCUGUACGGCCUCCAUUUGCUGCUGUCUCUAUCGCCACACUCUGCCAUGUGCCACUUUCAGGUCUCCUCACACUGCUGGUGGUUUCCAUUUUUGUCAUAGGGUGCUGUAUGGCCUCCCAUUGCUGCUGCCUCCACCGCCACACUGUGGCUCCACACUCUGGUUUUGGCCCCGUGACUGCCCAAAUGAGUGAAGUGUGCGGUGAUUCUAAGAUCGACGGCACUCAUCUGCAUGUCAUACUGACUGACAGUAUUAUUUCUCUUCCCCAGCAGA